Helianthus annuus (common sunflower) is the source of this 387-nucleotide messenger RNA. RefSeq lists its product as uncharacterized. The record is from RefSeq and is a predicted model, not a curated record. NCBI's taxonomy places the organism in Eukaryota, Viridiplantae, Streptophyta, Magnoliopsida, Asterales, Asteraceae. The transcript has a single exon. Bases 1 to 387 code for a protein of 128 amino acids.
AUGAAUGAACCUAGGCGAUACAGACGACUGGUCGAAAAACUUAACUACUUAACUGUCACCCGACCAGAUAUCUCCUUUGCCGUGAGUGUCCUAAGUCAGUUCAUGGCCACUCCAUACACGGGACACUGGGCUGCUACUUUCCGUGUCUUAAGAUAUCUCAAGACCACACCAGGCCUAGGGAUCUUAUAUUCUGAUCAGGGUCAUUGCCGUGUGGGUUCUUUCAUGGAAGAUGUAGAUGGAGGUAUAUCUGGUUUCUCAGACGCAGAUUGGGGAGGUUGUCCUAUUUCCAUCGAUCCACCACUGGGUAUUGUGUUUUCAUUGGAGGAAACCUUGGGUCCUGGAAGAGUAAGAAACAACACACUGUAUCCAGAUCAAGUGUCGUAUUAG